AUGCUAUCAGAAAAUGCAGACCCCCUAUCUAUCUAUCUAUCUUUCUCUCUCUCUCUGCAUGUGAAUUGGUUAUUCUUAUUGUUAGCAUCAAGGCUCAAAGGAAAUUUGUUUUUCACUGGAAUGGUACCUUGGGAAUGUACAAAAUUUGUAAAAAGCACAUUAGUCUCUCUCACUCCUACGUUUUUAGUCUCUCUCACUCCUACGUUUUUAGUCUCUCUCACUCCUACGUUUUUAGUCUCUCUCACUCCUACGUUUUUAGUCUCUCUCACUCCUACGUUUUUAGUCUCUCUCUCUCACUCCUACGUUUUUAUCUCUCUCACUCCUACGUUUUUAGUCUCUCUCACUCCUACGUUUUUAGUCUCUCUCACUCCUACGUUUUUAGUCUCUCUCACUCCUACGUUUUUAGUCUCUCUCACUCCUACGUUUUUAGUCUCUCUCACUCCUAAUUUUUUAGUCUCUCUCACUCCUACGUUUUUAGUCUCUCUCACUCCCUACGUUUUUAGUCUCUCUUUUAGUCUCUCUCACUCCUACGUUUUUAGUCUCUCUCACUCCUCCUACAUUUUAGUCUCUCUCUCCCUACGUUUUAGUCUCUCUCACUCCCCCUACGUUUUUAGUCUCUCUCACUCCUACGUUUUUAGUCUCUCUCACUCUUUAGGUUCUCUCUCUCUCUGCCCUCUUUUUAGUCUCUCUCUCUCUCUCUAG
Acanthosepion pharaonis is the source of this 702-nucleotide messenger RNA. The record is from the annotation of a GenBank genome assembly. Lineage: Eukaryota; Metazoa; Mollusca; Cephalopoda; Sepiida; Sepiidae.